Messenger RNA from Acanthosepion pharaonis, 816 nucleotides. NCBI's taxonomy places the organism in Eukaryota, Metazoa, Mollusca, Cephalopoda, Sepiida, Sepiidae. The record is from the annotation of a GenBank genome assembly.
AUGCUCGAAUCUGUCUAUCCAAAUCAAUCACUCACUCUCUCUAUCUAUUUAGAUCUUUCUAUCUGCCUAUCUGCAUCUGUUCAUAUCUAUUUCUCUAACAUUUCUCUCUCUCUCUCUCAAUCUUUUCAUAUCUAUCUCAAUCUUUUCAUUUGUAACUAUCUUCAUUUCUAUCUAUCUCCUCCUUCUUCAUUUGUCUUUGUCUCUUUUCCUUUUCUUAUCAUUCCCCCCACCCUUGCAUUCCUCUUUUCAUCCCUCUUUCAUUUUUUUUUUCCUUCACCUUCUUUGUUUGAUCUAUUCCUCUUUCAUUCAUUUCUAUUUUCUUUCUUUUGCUUACUCGCUUUGUAUCUUUUUUCAUCAUCUCUUCUUUCUUUAAUCCACUUCUUUAUUGAUUUUCUUCUUUUCCUGCUUUCUCUCUCUGAUAUUUCCGUCCACUUUCUCUCCCUUAUUUCCUGUGUUUCCUUUCAUUUUUUCCCCUGUUUUCUGCAUUUGCUUUUUUUUUUUUACCCUAUUUUCUUUAUUUCCUUCCUCUUUAUCCUCCUUCUUUCCAGUCUUUCCUUACCAUCAUUCCUGCAUUUCCUUCUGUUUUCAUUCCCUAUUUCCUGUAAUUCCUUCCAUUUUAUCUCCAUUUCUUUUAUUUCCUUCCCAUUCUCACCCGACAACAAUCUUUCCCGUCAUUCCUUCUCCUUUCUCGGAAUCUUUCCUGUAUUUUUUUUCGUUUUCAUUCCCUAUUUCCUAUAUUUAGUUUCAUUUUCUUUGUAUUUCUUUUGUUUCCUUUCCUAUUCUCCAUCUUCUAUGCUGCCUUUCCAUCUCCUUUAA